Molecule: messenger RNA, 783 nt
Organism: Cataglyphis hispanica
Lineage: Eukaryota; Metazoa; Arthropoda; Insecta; Hymenoptera; Formicidae
Product: juvenile hormone acid O-methyltransferase-like
Exons: 5
Coding region: 1-783 (260 amino acids)
Source: RefSeq, a predicted model, not a curated record
AUGAAUCCGAAAGAAUACGCUUCUUCUAACAUGCUGCAAAGAAGCAAUGUAUCGAAUUUAAUCGACGAGUUUGAAGAGGAAUUAAUACAAAUAUCUGGGAAAUGUAUGGACGUCGGUUGUGGUCCCGGUGAUAUAACGAAAGACAUCCUCUUGCCGGCUUUAAAUCCAAAUGCGGUAAUAUUAGGUACCGAUAUUUCGGAGGAUAUGAUCGAGUUCGCAAAGAAAACACACGGAAGUAACAAAAGACUCAAAUUUGAAGUAUUAGAUAUCCAAACUAAAAAUUUGCCUAAAAAAUAUAUUUCUGGAUUUGAUUAUAUAUUCUCGUUUUAUACUUUACAUUGGUGUUAUGAUAUUCGGCAAGCAUUUGAGAAUAUUUAUGAUAUGCUUCGACCUGGUGGAAAUAUACUUGUAAAUUUAGUAGCAUUUCAUGAUAUACACGAUAUUAUGAAUAAUCUGCUUCGAGAUAUUCGUUUUGCACCAUAUAUACAUGAUAUCAAAAAUUAUACUGCGCCAUAUAAUAACUCAAGCUAUCCUCAUAAAGAACUGAAAAAUAUACUGAAAAAUAUCGGAUUUAAGGUUUGCCAUUGCAGUCUUCGAGAAACGGCAUAUUCCUCUAAAGAUUCAGGCAAUUUUAUAUCUUCGAUAUUGUCCGUCUGUUCAUUUUUGAACAAGAUGCCACAUCAUCUAAUAGAAGAAUACAAAAACAAACUUACAUGUGAAUUUUUGAAAAAAAGAUUCUUUAUAAAACAACACAGAAUAAUCAGGAGCAAACACUUGUGUUAG